GCCGAUCGAUCAUUGCAGAGCGAACUGAAUGAAUGGUUGCUGCACCCCCCUGAGGGCUGCAAGCUCAUUCAGUACGAACCUCUUCUGACCUGGGUGAUUGAGAUGCAUGGACCGGACAGGGACCAGUCUGCGGCUCCCUUGUACCAUGGAGAGGUCUACCAACUCCAAGUAUGCUUCACAGAUCGGUAUCCUCUGGAGUCGCCCAUCGUCACAUUUGUCCCCCCCGCCCCAAUCCACCCCCACAUCUAUUCCAACGGCCACAUCUGUCUCGACAUUCUGUACGACAGCUCCAACGGCGGCUGGUCCCCUGCACUGACCAUCAAUAAGGUGGCCCUGUCAGUCCGAUCAAUGCUGGCCAGCAACACUGUGCAGCUUAGGCCCCCCGGGGAUCGCAGCUACUGCCAGCGAAUGGCUGGACGAUCGCCAAAGGAAACGCAGUGGCGAUUCGAUGAUGACGGGGUGUGA
This is a messenger RNA of Auxenochlorella protothecoides, 465 nucleotides long. Its product is annotated as putative ubiquitin-conjugating enzyme E2 18. The annotation marks the transcript as partial. The transcript is spliced from 2 exons. Gene Ontology annotation, cellular component: nucleus. Gene Ontology annotation, molecular function: ubiquitin conjugating enzyme activity. Lineage: Eukaryota; Viridiplantae; Chlorophyta; Trebouxiophyceae; Chlorellales; Chlorellaceae. Gene Ontology annotation, biological process: protein polyubiquitination; proteasome-mediated ubiquitin-dependent protein catabolic process. The record is from RefSeq and is a predicted model, not a curated record.